Messenger RNA from Aspergillus pseudonomiae, 840 nucleotides. RefSeq names its product DODA-type extradiol aromatic ring-opening family dioxygenase. NCBI's taxonomy places the organism in Eukaryota, Fungi, Ascomycota, Eurotiomycetes, Eurotiales, Aspergillaceae. The coding region runs from base 1 to 840 and encodes 279 amino acids. The transcript has a single exon. Gene Ontology annotation, molecular function: zinc ion binding; ferrous iron binding; oxidoreductase activity, acting on single donors with incorporation of molecular oxygen. The record is from RefSeq and is a predicted model, not a curated record.
AUGGGCUCACCAACCGUUUUUCGCGCUCCAUCACUCUUCCUCUCCCACGGGACUGGUCCCUUCCCUCUCCUAGAUCCGGAACAAGAGUCCUAUCGCCAAGUGGUUCGCAAACAUGCGAGCAAGCUCGACGGUGUGAAGGGCAUCCUGCUGUUUUCCGCUCACUGGGAAACAGAGGAGCCUCAAAUCACCGCCUCCAACAAUCCCGGGAUCUAUUACGAUUACGAGGAUAUGCGUGACAUGCUCCCACCAGCUGCAUUUGAGUUCCAAUAUGCAGCAUCUGGCAACGCAAAGUUGGCCGCCGAGGUUGCGAACCGUCUCCGGGAUUGCGGGUUCAAACCGAUCUUGAAUUACCAACGCGGGUUUGAUCACUCUGUUUACGUGCCGAUGACUCUGCUACGGCCUCAGGGUGAUAUUCCCAUCGUCCAGAUGUCGAUCCUCAAAGGGCAAGAUGAGGAAGACUCGACCCGGAAGAACAUCAAGCUGGGACAGGCGGUCGAAUGCUUCCGGGAUGCGGGAUAUGCCGUGAUCGGGAGUGGGGGCUCCUAUCAUGAUUUCCGUGCAAUAGCUAACGCAUUUUUCUCCAAUACGCCCAUUCCCGAAGGGCCUGACAAAUUCGAGGACUUCUUGCUCUCGGCAGCAACCAUUGCCGAUCCAGUGCAGAGGGAGAGGGAACUGCUUGGGUGGAGGAGACAUUCCGCCAGUACCAUUGCCCAUCCAGUGGGCGAGGCGGAACAUUUGAUGCCAUUCAUGGUUGUAGCUGGGAGUGGUGGGGCUACAGCAGGAGUUCGAUUCGACAUGUUUGUAUAUCGGGGUGCGCCGAUGAGCUUCUACAGUUGGUGA